Messenger RNA from Danaus plexippus (monarch butterfly), 1221 nucleotides. Its product is annotated as meso-2,3-butanediol dehydrogenase-like. The record is from RefSeq and is a predicted model, not a curated record. Lineage: Eukaryota; Metazoa; Arthropoda; Insecta; Lepidoptera; Nymphalidae. Gene Ontology annotation, molecular function: oxidoreductase activity. The transcript has a single exon. The coding region runs from base 107 to 859 and encodes 250 amino acids.
ACCCAGCCAUUAAGAAUCAUUAAUAUUCAUGUUUCAAAAGUACUUAUAGGUGGGGUGCUUUGAAAUAACUUUACUAACAACAUCUUCGGUACUGCUGGUAGUGAACAUGAGUUUCAACAAUAAAGUAGUGUUGGUGACCGGAGCCAGCUCUGGUAUCGGAGCUGCUGCGGCGGAGGCGUUCAGUUCAGAGGGAGCUCAGGUUGUGAUGGUUGGACGGAACGAGACCAAGCUGUCGGCCGUGGCUGCGAAAUGCAACAAACCUUUCGUCAUACGAGCUGAUGUCGCUGACGAUGAUGACGCGAGAAGAAUUAUCGAUGAAACUAGUGAACGUUUCGGCCGGAUAGACAUCUUAAUCAAUAACGCUGGUGUAUCAGGAGUGGCUAAAUUGAUAUCCGGUAAAAUUAUUGAUAUCUAUGAUAAAAUUAUGCCCAUCAACCUUCGCGCAGUUGUGUUAUUGACGUCGCUGGCAACACCGCAUCUAAUAAAGACGAAGGGCAAUAUAGUUAAUAUAUCCAGCGUAGCAGCGAGACUCAUGGAUUCAAGGAGCGGUACGGCUAUGUACAAUGUUUCGAAGGCAGCUUUAAAUCACUUCAGUUUAUGCGCUGCUGAGGAGCUUUCUCGGUAUGGUGUCAGAGUCAACACUAUCAGCCCAGGUCCAGUAGUAACCGAUAUCUUGGUAAACACAAAUGCAAAGGCGACGUGGGAUGAUUUUAAAAAAAUCACUUGCCUGGACAGGGUUUCUGAUCCCGUGGAAAUAGUAGAUUUAAUCAUGUUUGUUGUAAGCGAUAAAGCAAAGUCUAUAACUGGUUCCAAUUAUGUCAUUGACAAUGGUGUUCUUUUAAAAUGUACAGCCUAUUAAAUUCCAAACAAACAAUACCCCCAUAUAGGUUUGCAGUAAAAUGUUUGAAAUAGGACAUUGAAUGAGGUUGUAUGUAAAUGUGAAGAUUAUAUUUUAAUAAAAUCGUCUACUAAAAAGAAUGAUUCAUAUAAAGGCUCAUCCACAAAAAAAAAUACAGUUCGCUGUAACUAACAUACCAUCACAGCGCGUUGCUGAAAAUGUGUGGAUAAACAAAUAUUUGUAGGUCAUUAAAAUUCUUAUUUUUCUUCGUUUUAAAAUCAAUUCUCACUGAAGUUAUUGACGGCAAAUACAGUCACAGUUUUUAUUUUAAAGAGCCGACCAGUCGGUCUACUGGAACAUUUAAGGUCUUUUUAAAUCAACAU